Molecule: messenger RNA, 1740 nt
Organism: Letharia lupina
Lineage: Eukaryota; Fungi; Ascomycota; Lecanoromycetes; Lecanorales; Parmeliaceae
Exons: 1
Coding region: 1-1740 (579 amino acids)
Biological process (GO): threonyl-tRNA aminoacylation
Cellular component (GO): cytoplasm
Molecular function (GO): threonine-tRNA ligase activity; ATP binding
Source: RefSeq, a predicted model, not a curated record
AUGAGGUUUGCACGGCUCUUGCAGCCUAAACAGAAAUCUCAAUCAGCAUGGACUCCUCCUCCUAUUACCGCCAAGGGGCUGUCCCUUACAGCCCGACGCAGUUGUUCUUGCGGUGCUCCCGUCUAUUUCUCCGCAACGGGUCCCCUACGUGCCCAAGAUAAAUCCAAGCGUAAAAUAGCAUUUGGAAGGGGACAGACGGGCAAUCGCCAUGAGAAGGUCAAACCCCCUGCCGAGCUUGACCCUGCCCCAGAUCAUCGUACGAUUGGUACAGCUCAAUCCCUCUUCACCACCCACACCUCGAGUCCUGGCGCGCCCUUCUUCCAACCCGAUGGCACCCACAUAUUCAACAAACUCACAGCUUUCCUCCGUGCCCAGUAUCCGGCUUUCGGCUUUCGUGAAGUGCUUACACCAACAAUGUAUAAGCAGUCCUUGUGGGAGCAAUCUGGUCAUUGGGCAAAUUACAAGGAUGAUAUGUUUACGGUGACCCGGAGUUCGUCACACAAGCCUGAGGCCGUACCGGUUGAGUUUUCCGAUGAGCGGAUGCAACCGAAGAAAUAUGUGGAUGAAGAUACCGAGCCGGAAGAAUUUGGCCUCAAACCCAUGAACUGUCCGGGCCAUUGCAUACUCUUUCAGAGUCAACGGAGAAGUUAUAGAGAUUUACCAAUUCGUUACGCUGAUUUCAGUCCUUUGCAUCGAAACGAGAUAUCAGGAGCCCUGAGUGGACUGACUAGGGUCCGGCGAUUCCACCAAGAUGACGGGCAUAUCUUCUGUCGGCCAAGUCAGGUCAAGUCUGAAAUUUCAAAAUCUCUGGAUUUUGUGCGCUUAGUAUACCAAACGUUGGGUUUUCAAGAUUAUGCGCUCGUGCUAAGCACGAGACCCAAGAAGGAUUACAUAGGCACACUAGACGAGUGGAAUAGAGCUGAGGAUCAGUUGAAGGAGGCUUUAGAUGCUAGCAAGACGCUUUGGAGCACGAACCCUGGAGAUGGUGCCUUCUAUGGGCCAAAAAUUGAUGUUAUCGUGCGGGACAGCGACGGGAAAAAGCAUCAGACAGCCACUAUCCAAUUGGAUUUCCAGCUGCCAAAGCGAUUUUUGUUGGGGUACGAGGCACCAGCACCUGAGCUAGAAGCCAAGGGUGAGCCGACUACGAACUCCGUUUCGCGGCAAACGAUGGGUACAGUUACACCAGUUAUGAUUCAUCGAGCUGUGCUUGGGUCUCUAGAACGGUUUAUGGCUCUCCUACUCGAGCAUCAUAACGGUCAAUUACCAUUCUGGCUCAGUCCUCGCCAAGUCAUAAUUCUGACUGUCACUGACAAUUCCCCCGUCAUAAAAUUCGCGAAAAAUCUGAAGGAUAGUCUUUCGAAUACGGCCUUGACCAACCUGCCAAAGCAAAUACACUGCCGAACCUACACUGUCGACGUUGAUGAUAGUGGUGAUUCGAUAUCUCAAAAGAUUGUGCGGGCCAAGAACAAAAAGUACAACAUGAUAUGCGUUGUUGGGGAGAGAAAUAUUGCGGGCGCAAAAAAGGAAGGAGAGUGGCCAACGUUGGAUGUCGAUGUCACCGCUCAGCCAAAUCAACGGAAGACAUGGGAUGCCAUUGAAAAGAUAAGACCAGGCUCGCAAGCUCCAGUUCAAAAGGAUAGAGGCGUUGGUUCAAAUUUUAGGAAGAUGAGUCCAGGUGUUCGGCUUAGAGUGGAUCAAUGUAAAAAAUUGAUGAGGACCCUGACUGAGGAGUAUCUGUAA